Nymphaea colorata (pocket water lily) is the source of this 1213-nucleotide messenger RNA. Its product is annotated as probable LRR receptor-like serine/threonine-protein kinase At4g20450. Lineage: Eukaryota; Viridiplantae; Streptophyta; Magnoliopsida; Nymphaeales; Nymphaeaceae. The record is from RefSeq and is a predicted model, not a curated record. The transcript is spliced from 6 exons. Gene Ontology annotation, molecular function: protein kinase activity; ATP binding. The coding region runs from base 1 to 906 and encodes 301 amino acids. Gene Ontology annotation, biological process: protein phosphorylation.
AUGCAAUUGCAGCUUAAUCUCCAUAUGGACAUUGUUAUGAUAGUCUUGCCAUCGAUUGGUUGCAGGAUCCUGGCAGACAAUAAUUUCAAUGGAUCCCUACCAGCAUCUUUGAAAGGCAAUCAACAUAUAAAACUAAAUAUAAAUGGAAACAACAUUACUAGAGACAACCCAUUGCCUACACAUGGUGAAAGAAAUAUGAAGCAGAUCAUCAUUGGAGUAUCAGUUGGCUCAGUUAUCCUAUUUCUAUUGCUAGUUGGUUGUGUCUUCUAUGCAUGCCUUCGAUUCCCACAUCCCAGGCCAUCACCUCAUCUUGUGAUGGAAAAUAAUGUAGUGAAUCUUGGAAAGCAACAGGCUCGUUGUAUUCAGUCAGGGCCAAGCCAUGUAUUCACAUAUGAAGAGAUUGUGAAGAUCACAUGUAACUUUGGAAUCCUUAUUGGUGAGGGAGGAUCUGGCUCUGUUUAUUAUGGCCGCCUUGAUAAUGGCAAUGAAGUUGCAGCCAAGGUAUUGAAAAAUUUGCAGCAACAAGGAUCUAAACAGUUUGUUGCAGAGGUCAAAUUGUUGAUGACAGUGCACCAUAGAAACCUUAUUUCAUUUAUUGGAUUUUGUGAAGAGGACAAUAAUAUGGUUAUCCUCUACCAGUACAUGCAAAAUGGAACCUUGAGAGACCUCUUAUCAGGCAAGAAAACCAUAACAGAACCUUUAACAUGGAUAAGGCGGCUGAAAAUGGCUUUGGAUGUUGCAACAGGUACUACGAAGCAAACAUUCUCUCCAAAAAGAGUGACAUUUAUAGCUUUGGUGUGGUUCUUUUUGAGCUUAUGUGUGGUCGUGCAGCCAUAUUUGGCAGUGCUGACGAGUGUUCUCGUAUUGUUCAAUGGGCAACUUCGAAGAUUGUUAAGGGCGAUAUAGAGAGCAUUGUCGACCCAAGAAUUAAAGGGCAGUACAAUAAAUAUUCGAUGUGGAAGGCUGCAGAGAUAGCAUUAGCAUGUACUGCACGGAGAUCCGCUGAGCGGCCAGACAUGCAUGAUGUUCUGAUUGAUUUGAAUCAGGCAAUGAAGAUGGAGAUGGAGAUUGAUCACCAAGAAUUCGGUACUUCGGGGACAGAUGUGAUGACUAAUUAACUGUCUUCAACUGAAACAUCUGCCUCAAGACCAAAUCUCUCAGGACAACUAUAUUUGUAAGGUAGGAGUUCAUGUUGACAUCAACAUCAUAAAAG